Fundulus heteroclitus (mummichog) is the source of this 2447-nucleotide messenger RNA. RefSeq names its product small ubiquitin like modifier 3a (gene sumo3a). Gene Ontology annotation, molecular function: ubiquitin-like protein ligase binding; protein tag activity. Gene Ontology annotation, biological process: protein sumoylation. NCBI's taxonomy places the organism in Eukaryota, Metazoa, Chordata, Actinopteri, Cyprinodontiformes, Fundulidae. The transcript has 4 exons. Gene Ontology annotation, cellular component: nucleus. The coding region runs from base 122 to 406 and encodes 94 amino acids. The record is from RefSeq and is a predicted model, not a curated record.
UAUUCGUAACAGCGGUCCGGAGCGCGUUCCCGUCCGCGAGGAGAACAUUGGGCUGAAGGCGGCAGGCAGACGGUUAAAGGCCGGCAUCGGUUCGCUGAGAAACCCACAAAACCUAACCGAGAUGUCAGAGGAGAAGCCGAAGGAAGGAGUGAAGACAGAGAAUGACCACAUCAACCUCAAAGUUGCGGGGCAGGAUGGGUCAGUUGUCCAGUUCAAAAUCAAACGGCACACGCCGCUCAGCAAACUAAUGAAGGCGUACUGCGAACGACAGGGUCUUUCAAUAAGGCAGAUCAGGUUCAGGUUUGAUGGCCAGCCGAUCAACGAGACGGACACACCGGCACAGCUGGAGAUGGAAGAUGAAGACACCAUAGAUGUGUUCCAGCAGCAGACUGGCGGGUGUUGCUAAGCCCUACCCCCCCACCUCACUGAUGGCCAUGUUCAGACCGUGCCCUCAACCACCUUCACUGUCCUUCCCUCCUUCCCCGUCUGCUCCUGCCAGCUUAUUGUCAUAAUUAUUAUUAUUAUUAUUAUUAUUGACAUGAUUUUUUUUUUCUUUUCAAAGACAUGUCGGUGCUCCUUAGCUGUUCAUGCGCUGUCUUAGUCUGGGCUGAACUUCAGAGUUUUCGAUCUUUGCAGCUGGCCGGUCAGGACCAUCUUCUCCUCUCUGGCGCUGCAGAUUGUAAUCGGACCAACGGCUCACCACAGAAACCAUGAGGCUCUGCAGGGUUUUUUUUUUGUUGUUUUUUUUUGUCCAAUGGCCGCAGUCAGUGGGGCGUUCAAGUGUUUUGAAGAGGGGUGGGAGAGAGAGAGAGAGCACCGGUUGAACUGGACGCCCACCUGCUUGCUAUUACACAUUGCUUCCCUCCUACCCCCCCCCUAAAAAGAUGUAUUUUAGGUAUCUUUUACAUUUUAGGUGCUUCUGCAUUGUUUUUGUACUUCCUGUGACCGGUUUUAAGAGGAUUUGUUUUUUUUCUUUCUGUAUAGAAAUCUCCAAGUGGGUGUUAGAUUAGCUGUGAGGUUAAGAACAAUACUCCCAAAGACAGAACAUCUGCUUCUCUGUAAAUGUAACGUUUCUCUAAUUGCAGGGUGAAAACGGUGUCGUUUUGAGGCGUUGCGUUAGAUCGUUAGUAUUCAGCUCCCUUGCUCCUACGUAGAGAACAAUCUGUUGUACAGGUUGCCAUUUGCUCAGGCGAAAUGCUCGAUCCGGGGGGGGGGGGGCGCAAAAUGAUACGAUGCCAUCGAAGUAGGGUUAGAUUUGGCCGUGUCUCGGCGACAAAUGCAUCUUUAUCCUUUUUCUCUUUUUUUUUUUUUUGGGCUAUAAGUGAAAGUGAUUUGUCCCUGUGAUAGAGGACUGUGGGCGAAAACAACCGAGAAGUUGUUUUCGUUGUCGAGCAGCUUCCAGUUUGAGCGCGAACACCCAUCCAACGCAGAAGGUUGUAAGCACAUUUUUAUUUUUUAUUUUUUUUUUACGAUUCAUCACCCGCUGAGAUGUAUUUACCAGAAAAGGGGUAAAAGAAAAGAUGUGUCACAGAGAGUGGAUAUCUAAGAAGUCUCCUCGAUCUUCAGAGUGAGACGUCCGCGCGUCGCAGGAAGUUCCAGCCAGCGGCGUCUGGGGAUAAGCGCGACGGUCGCACACUCGCUCGUUCUUUCGUAGUUCGACGCAAGGUUGGAUAUUCAGGUUCAGAGUCAAACGAGCCGGGCGCUUUUGAAGCAACCGAGAGUCUGCAGGAAAGCGAGCCCGUGUGGAUUCGCCUGGAGCUUUACGUUGGCUUUUAUGCUUUAACGGUGGUCAGAAAAGGAGUUGCUUUGCUAGUUUUUGUUGUAACUGAUUAUGCUCAGUCUCAUUUUGAUCACGAUAUCUAAAUAAACGACAGCAAACUCCCCCUUUUUGUUUCCUCUAGCCUGCCAGAAAGCCAUUUCCUAUUUUAUAUCAAACUUAGCCUUCAUCUUAUUCAGCUGUAUUUUUGUAUGCAUCCUUUUUAUCAGUUGAGUAAAUGACGGUAUCCAUUAAUAAACAAAACGUUCUCCAUACUGGCCGCCUACUAGUUGAACUCUUACUGUUUUAGGUUCACAAAUGACUCCUGGACAUCCGCCCCUCUUCGUUGAACGGGCGUGUUAGAGGAGGGGUAAAGUCUUUGUGUGGCACAACGCUUUUUACUGGUAGUGAUUGUGAAUUUGCCUUUCAUCAUAAAUUAUAAGAGCACAUUAUUAUCAGUAACCUACAAAUCAGCCUUCCACAUUCUCGGCAUUUUAACAAAUGGGUUUAUCUGGACAGAAGUCGUUUUUUUUUUUUUUUUUUUUUUGAUUUUCCUGGGAGGCAGGCUGAACUACACUGUUAUGACGAAUGGGGUCCAGGUUCUCGUCUUGUUUGUUUUUCUCUACUGAUUUGUACAUUAUUUGUUGUCUUUUACUACUGUAUACAAUAAAUAUAGUUUGGUACUCAGAUA